AUGAAAAUCCCAAUCAUUGGCAAGCCCUUGGAAAUAUCUCUGAAACUAACAGGUUUUUGGAACGAAGAGGUUAAUAAGGUCGUUUUGGCUUUAAUGUGGUCAUCCGUUCUAACCACAAUGCCAUUUAGUGUGUGGGUCGCUAUUAGAAUGAGUAAAAACCCAUUGAUGCUCUUUGACAAUUUAUCAGUACUCUUGGCUCAAGUACUUUUAUACAGCAAGUUGCUGAUAUUUUCUUAUAACAGAAGGCUGCUACGCAACUUGCUGCGAGAAAUGGAGAGCGACUUCGAAAGUGAUCCGCAGUUACUGCGUUACAUCGAGUUGAGCGGCGACGAUCCGAGACGUUUCUGUAAGUACGACUUUUUCGUCUAUUUGGGCUCAAGCGCUUUGUUCUGGGUACAGAUCGGAUUCAUGUACGUCGCAGUACCAGUCGAGAUGCGCGAACCCGUCUUCAAGGUUCACUAUCCCUUCGACUACAAAAGCAGCCCCGUCUACGAAGUGCUCGUACUUACGCAAGUUAUUCAGGGUAUGCUUCAGUGCUGCAUUCAAGCUUUUUCCGAAUCUCUGCUCAUAGCUCUGGUUUCCUACGUAUGCGCACAAAUAGAUACAUUGUUCGCGAGGAUGGAAGAGUUUUCAAAAAUGUGCGUUUCAGACGACAAGAGAAAUUUGCCAAGGCUAUCUCAACCAGUUUACAAGCAGCACAUAAAAGUCCUAAAUGUGUUCGAAAAAUUGAAUAAAAUCUAUUUCUACGUAACAUUUUUUCAAGUAUUUUUCACUACUGUGGUUAUUUGUCUUUCGGGAUUCGUCGUGAUUGUGAUUAGCGACGACCCUACGAUUUUGGUCAAGUUUGCGGGUUACUAUUUCUGCUCGUGUUGGCAAAUAUUUUCAUUUUGCCUAGCUGGACAGCGUCUACUCAACAAGAGUGAUAAGAUAUCCAUGAAAAUGUACGAGACGAUUUGGUACAAGACUAGCAUUAAAGAGAUCCACGCUGUCGCAUUCAUCAUAAAAAGAUCGCAAAAGCCAUUGAUGCUGAGCGUCGCCAAGUCGACAGAGUUAUCUAUGACUACGUUCACGCAAAUCAUGAAAACUUCUUUCUCGUGUCUUUCAGUUUUGAGGGCCCGCUACAAUUGA
Molecule: messenger RNA, 1128 nt
Organism: Trichogramma pretiosum
Lineage: Eukaryota; Metazoa; Arthropoda; Insecta; Hymenoptera; Trichogrammatidae
Product: odorant receptor 4-like
Exons: 6
Coding region: 1-1128 (375 amino acids)
Biological process (GO): detection of chemical stimulus involved in sensory perception of smell; sensory perception of smell
Cellular component (GO): plasma membrane
Molecular function (GO): olfactory receptor activity; odorant binding
Source: RefSeq, a predicted model, not a curated record